UCACGUGUGAGCCAAUGCGGAAGCUGGUAGAUGUGUGGAUGAGUGUUGUUCUGAACUGUGCUAUUCGUCAGUUUAAACCGGGUUUUGGCAGAAUGCUAAACGCCCCCGCAGCUGAUCGAAACAAGGAGCCCAUCCUGUCCGUCCUCCGGGAGUGCUUGGACCCUGCCAAACCUCUCCAAGCACUCGAGAUCUCCUCCGGUACCGGGCAGCACGUCACGCACUUCGCUCAGAGUUUGCGUAAUGUGGUCUGGCAGCCCUCAGAGUAUGAUCAUCAAUCUUUGGCCAGUAUAGAAGCGUACAGAGCCCACUACAGGCUGGCUAAUGUGAAACCUGCCAUUCACCUGGAUGCUUCUUUGUCUCAUGUGCAAUGGGGAGGCAUUGAGCCAGCGAGCCUCGACCUGGUCCUCAACAUCAACAUGAUACACAUUUCCCCUAUGGCUUGUACAGAGGGCCUAUUCAGAGGAGCUGGAGCAUUGCUAAAGCCACAGGGUCUUCUACUUACAUAUGGUCCUUAUGCAGUAAAUGGUAGGAUUACACCGCAGAGCAAUGUUGACUUUGACCAGAGUCUACGGCAAAGAAAUCCUGAGUGGGGUCUGAGAGAUGUUGUCCUUCUCAGAUCUAUAGCAGAAAGUAAUAGUUUAUUCCUGGAGAAAAUGGUUGAUAUGCCUGCAAACAACAAGUGUCUUCUGUUCAGAAAGGAGAGUGUAGUAUGAAGUAUUUCAGCUGUUAGACAUAGGCUUGUGAAUCUAUGCCUAAAUUAAAAUUUUAAAUUUUCUUUAAAA
Molecule: messenger RNA, 782 nt
Organism: Boleophthalmus pectinirostris (great blue-spotted mudskipper)
Lineage: Eukaryota; Metazoa; Chordata; Actinopteri; Gobiiformes; Gobiidae
Gene: mettl26
Product: methyltransferase like 26
Exons: 6
Coding region: 15-713 (232 amino acids)
Source: RefSeq, a predicted model, not a curated record